GGCGGCGCGAUGGCCACGUAUUUGCACGCGCGCGAGGCCGAUGCCUAUGCCAGGCUCCUAAAGGAGCGGCGGCGGCGCUCUAAGGCUGCCCCGAGCUUCCGGUUCGAGCCGCGGGCCAUGCCGACCAUCGAGGAAAGGCCGGUGGGGCUGCCCCCACCGGGGCUGCGCUACACGCUGUACGCGCCGCGCCGGGCCGAGCCGGCGGUGGACGAGCAGGCCGCGGCGGCCGCCGAGGCCCGCCGCCGGGCCGCCGCGGCCGCCGCGGAGGAUGCUGCGAUCCGGCGCUACCUCGUGAAGCAGGCGACCGCGCCGCGAGCGCCGGCGCCCGUCCCGGCGGACGCCGCGGCCGCCGCAGCCGCCGCCGAGGACGCGAGAAACCUGCACCAGCUCAUGUGCGCCGUCGACGAGAAGCACGCCGCCUUGGCGAGACAGACUUUCCGGGAGACCGUGCCGGGCAGCCCGCCCAGGCGGCAGAUGAUACCGCCGCCGCCCGUCGCCCGCCAACCCGGCGCCGCUCCUCCGGAGACGGCCCGCGAGGGACGGCCCGCGGGAACCAAGUGCGUCGGCGAGGAGUGCGGCGUCCUCCUCUUCUACGUCCUCUGCUGCCCCGUUGCGAUGCUUCUCCACAAGAGGCAUCACGGGUAG
This is a messenger RNA of Pelagomonas calceolata, 645 nucleotides long. The record is from the annotation of a GenBank genome assembly. Lineage: Eukaryota; Pelagophyceae; Pelagomonadales; Pelagomonadaceae.